ACACGCGCAUGCGCACAGAGAGACGAGAGAAAAAGAGAGACCCUCACACCGCGGGGCUGCUGAUUCAGCUCGGAGUCAGGAGCUCGGAAACCCGUCAGUAAUCGUCAGCAGAAUGGCUGAGAAAGACACAAGAGAGCGAGAGUUGGCUUGUAAGAAAAUGAAAAGGACUCUCUCGUAUGAAGACCCAAAAAAAUGCAGAAAGAAACAAAAAAAAAAGAAAUUGAAAAAGGAAAAGCUAAAUAAGAAGAAACUGAGGACAAAGGGACAGCAAUGGGUGAAGGAAGAUGCUGACUGCUGUGAGUCUGUCAGUUUUACACAAAUGCCUGAGAUGAAGAAGAAAACAAAGAAAAAAAAGAAUAUCAAACUGCAUGAAGAUUGUCCACUGCUGGUGACGCAGUGUAAGAAAUCAAAUGUCUCAAAGUGUCACAAGCAGCCUAAAGACAAUAAUCAUGCAAUGGGGGCACAUAAAUUCAAGUCACCAGAUGAGCCCACAACGCCAGCUUUGGAAGAAAAACAUCAAAGCACAUCAGCACUUGGAGAAAAUGUCUGGCACAAGAAAACAGUCAAGUUCAAAUUAUCACCUGAAGAGAUCCUGAAUACCUCAAAACAAUAUCCUACAUUUCACACACAGCCUUACUUGACAGAUAAAUCACACACUCCUAUCACUGAGAACAGCCACAACCGAUCAACUUUUGAAGAAAAGAGUGCAGAGAUCCAAAUUACACCUGAAUACAUCAACAGCCAAGAUUUGUUCAUCACACAGAAGUUCUUCUCUGAGCUGCAUGAAGACAUCUCCAGAAGCCCCAGCACUGAUGAGGGUGUUGCUGUUCCACCAUACCAGAACAACAUAAAGUACAGACAAGCAUCACAGGAGACCCCAUCAUGCAAGCAGACGGCUGAAGCUUCUGUUCAAACUGAAAACUUCUUCACUUCUCCGGGGCUUGCUGGCUCUCUCAGGUUUCAUCAUAAGAGCAGAGCAUCCAUAUGUACUGAAGAACCGAUAGACUUGAGCCUACCCAAAAGAACCAGGCAAGAAGUGCACCUAGAUCAGUGCAUCAGUAAACCAGUGGAACAUCAGAGUUGUUCAGAGCUAAAGAUAACAGAUCUGACUUCAAGUGAUGAGAGUGACAUUCCUUUAAAGAGCAGAGCAGACCUAUCUCAUUUGAAGGUGAUUCAGACACGGCUCAAUGAGUCCUUCUUCUUCAGGGUGAAGGGAGAAGGAGAAUCGCCAAAGGCAAGGUCACCUUUGAUGAUGUUGACUGGAAGUGCUGAUAAGAAGCUAAAGAAGUGAACCUGAUUUAUGAAAAGAAUUAUAGUGAAAGCAUCUGGAACUGUUUGUUAGGAUUAGCAAUACAGGUUCUUUUUGUUCUCUUUAGUGUGUUCACUGUAUAAUAUAUAUGCACACAUACAUUUAUCGUUGCUGUGGUGCAUUUUUUUUUGUUGCUGUUUUUCACUUUUUGACAUAAUUUAAACCUGGCCGUUAUUUACAUUGUGGCACAUUUUCACAAAUAUUGGACAAAUAAAAUGCUCCAAAAUGUCUUUGAA
Astyanax mexicanus (Mexican tetra) is the source of this 1545-nucleotide messenger RNA. RefSeq lists its product as uncharacterized. The coding region runs from base 113 to 1291 and encodes 392 amino acids. The record is from RefSeq and is a predicted model, not a curated record. NCBI's taxonomy places the organism in Eukaryota, Metazoa, Chordata, Actinopteri, Characiformes, Acestrorhamphidae. The transcript is spliced from 2 exons.